UGUUACUCAUAAGUCAAUAUAUUACAGGCAGCUCGGAAUGGAGGUUUAGAACCUCAUUCAUCUCCUCGUGUUCAGAGCAACCUUCUUCUGUCUUUUUGAAAUGACACUAGUCGUUAGCUCACGGUGGUGGGAGUUCUUCUUCAAGAAAGCUUCAAGUCUGAGCAUUUUCUCCUGCUGUUUUCUUUCAUAAACCUCAAUUCUCUCCCUUAACUUCUGGCAUGCUGUCUGUAAGCCCUCAUGAUAGUUGUUCCAGCGGCCGAUGACCUUCCUAGUGUCCUCAAGGACUCCUUUAACUUUUGUUUUGGUUUGCUUGACGUCUUUAAUAGUGUUCCUGACAAUAUUGAAAGUCUCCAUAUGGUCGUUGAGGACCUUCCUCCUCCAUGUAAUUUGUUUCUGGGACUCUAGGGAGGCAGCAUCCUUGCCUAAAACCUCAACCGAUAGAUUGCGUCUUUGGGUAAUCAUAUUUUCUUAAGUUU
Messenger RNA from Moneuplotes crassus, 476 nucleotides. Lineage: Eukaryota; Ciliophora; Spirotrichea; Euplotida; Euplotidae. The record is from the annotation of a GenBank genome assembly.